Messenger RNA from Cylicocyclus nassatus, 729 nucleotides. Lineage: Eukaryota; Metazoa; Nematoda; Chromadorea; Rhabditida; Strongylidae. The record is from the annotation of a GenBank genome assembly.
AGGGCAGUUGGAAAAUCAGCAGCAGCAGAGGAUUUCAUACACCGCCGAUACGUCAUGGCAUGUUCCGAAUAAACGUCUCUCUGUACAGCUUCUAUCUGUUCAAAGACUAGUUUGUGUCCUUGCAGACUAAGGUCUUAAAUGUGCUUAUUUUCUGGAAGUGGCCAAGUUGCGUUUGCCAUAAUCAUGGCAUUGUGCAUCGUCUUGACUGGAGUAGCCGCUUUCAAGCAAGGCGAAGGAAAGCUUCACACAUGGUCAUGCUUGUUAGACGAAAAAGAUUGCACUAAGCUGGAAUUUAAACAUCGCAAGUUCAUGCAAUUAGUUGCGGGUUUUGUCUGCACUUCUUUUAUACUCGAGAUUUUGGCUAUGUUGUACAAUUUCAGUAUUGUCUGCUUGUGCUUUUUUCGCGAUUAUGCCUUACAUCCACUGACAUGGUUUGCCUUCUUAAUAUUCGGAUUUCUGCUAGCUGCUAUGAUCAUUUUUUCGGCGGCUCACAACUCCGGUAAUGGGUACUAUCCUAAGGGUGAAGAGUAUGGUUGGGGCAGCCUUUGCUUAAUAUUUGCAAUUAUUUUAUCCUUUCUGAAUCUCAUCAUAGCUUGCGUGGCACUAUGCUUUGCCGAUGUCUCGGUUUUUAGCGUAUCACUGUGACCGAAUGGAACUCGAACGACUUUGUGAAAGAGCUGCUACUAACAACAAUAAGAAGAUGAUACAUAUGUCUAACUGAAUAUCUAC